AUGUCGAAGAACGCUACUUUCAGGUCCCAGUCGCCAUACGAAGCUCUCCCAUUAUCGCACGGAGAGAUACGCGUCCUGGAAGUCGCGCCUAGCCGCGGCCGCGGCAUCGUCAAGUGUACGAUGAAACGCAUCUCGCUUCUCGACAAUCCUGUGCCAGUCUAUGAGACUAUCUCAUACUGCUGGGGGCCUCCUCGAGCUCGGUCUAUCAUGAGGCUCAACGGACAUCGGAUACGCGUGCCAGCAAGCUCAGAGGCCGCUAUCAAACGCAUGCGACUUAAUGACCGACCGCGAGUACUCUGGAUUGAUGCCAUAUGUAUCGAUCAGUCAUCGACGACAGAACGCAGCGCCCAAGUAGCCUUUAUGGCGACCGUUUACAGUGCCGCGAAGCACAACCUCAUUUACCUCGGGGAAGAUGACGUCGAUAUGGCUGAGAGAGCCAUGAAGGCUCUCCAAGACGUUAUGAACGACAUGCGUAUCGCAACUGCAGACUUCAACCAAGUGUUGGAAAUCAUCCGCAAUGAAACGUGCGCCUGGGUUAGCUCAAAUGAACCGUUCAGCGCGAGUGUUGACUUUGAAGCUCUCGAAGCUCUUUUCAGUCACCACUGGUUCAGGUAA
Alternaria arbusti is the source of this 615-nucleotide messenger RNA. RefSeq lists its product as uncharacterized. The transcript has a single exon. Bases 1 to 615 code for a protein of 204 amino acids. The record is from RefSeq and is a predicted model, not a curated record. NCBI's taxonomy places the organism in Eukaryota, Fungi, Ascomycota, Dothideomycetes, Pleosporales, Pleosporaceae.